Molecule: messenger RNA, 2306 nt
Organism: Zingiber officinale
Lineage: Eukaryota; Viridiplantae; Streptophyta; Magnoliopsida; Zingiberales; Zingiberaceae
Product: probable cyclic nucleotide-gated ion channel 5
Exons: 7
Coding region: 93-2279 (728 amino acids)
Biological process (GO): transmembrane transport; monoatomic ion transport
Cellular component (GO): membrane
Molecular function (GO): monoatomic ion channel activity; protein binding
Source: RefSeq, a predicted model, not a curated record
AUGAUGUUCAGCUGAUUCCUGGAUUACAGUAUUUCUGUGGAGGGUAGAACAUAGAUUUUACUUUGUAAUCUCUUUGGUGCAAGAUAGUUAAGAUGUUUGAUUCUGGACAGAAAGCUCAAUACAUGGAUGGUCAAAAAGAAAAGUUUGUGAGGCUUGAAGAAUCAAGCCCUACAUUGUCAUUUGCUUCGGACACAGAUAGGAGGAACAACACAUUUAACGUUGAGGGAUUUGGUCGAGGAUCACGCACAUCAUUCAAAUUCUUAAAGGGAGGAGUGAGAAAGGGAUCUGAGGGACUUAAGUUUCUUGGUCGAUCACUUAGAUUUGGUGCUUCUAGGGAAGUUUUUCCUGAAGACCUCAAAAGUUCUAUGAAGACAGUUUUUGACCCUCAAGAUAAAUUUCUGAUCCUAAUGAAUAGGCUUUUUGUCAUAUCUUGUAUUCUUGCAGUAGCAGUGGAUCCUUUGUUUUAUUAUCUUCCUAUAAAUGAUGAAAAUGAAAUUUCAACUUGCCUAGGAAUAGACCAGAAGUUAGCUGUUGCAUCUACAACAGUGCGGACAAUCAUUGAUUGUUUCUAUCUUAUUCGUAUGGUUCUUCAAUUUCGUACUGGUUAUAUUGCCCCAUCUACCCGUGUUUUUGGUAGAGGUGAACUUGUAAUUGAUCAAGCACAGAUAGCAAAACAUUACCUGAGAAGCAACUUCAUUAUUGACUUCCUGUCUGUCCUACCACUUCCACAGAUUGUAGUUUGGAGGUUUCUUCAUAGAAAUAAAGGGUCAGAUGUACUGGCUACAAAAAAUGCAUUGUUUGUUAUUAUUCUACUUCAAUAUAUCCCUAGAUUAUGCCGCAUUAUUCCUUUGACAUCUGAGUUGAAAAGAACAGCUGGUGUCUUUGCCGAAACUGCUUGGGCUGGUGCUGCAUAUUAUUUAUUGUGGUUCAUGCUAGCUUGUCAUGUUGUUGGUUCCUUCUGGUACUUAUUGUCGGUUGAGCGAGAAGAUGAUUGUUGGCAGUCAGCUUGUAAGCAACACAGCGAUGUGUGUGUCACAAAUUACUUAUACUGUGGCAAUGAGCAUCUUGAUGGUUAUGAAAAGUGGAAGAAUGCCAGUGCUCAGGUUCUUGGUCUAUGUACCCCUGAUGAUAACAAUAAUUUCUUCCAAUUUGGAAUCUAUGGCCAGUCAUUGACUUCAGGUAUUGUGGCAUCCAAAAAUUUCAUUUCCAAGAUCGCUUACUGCUUCUGGUGGGGAUUGCAGAAUGUAAGCACUCUUGGCCAAGGGCUGCAGACGAGCACUUAUGUUGGGGAGGUUAUCUUCUCGAUCGUAGUCGCUGUUCUCGGACUCGUACUCUUCGCCCUCAUCAUCAGUAACAUGCAGACAUAUCUCCAGUCAAUGACAAUUCGUCUUGAAGAGAUGCGAGUUAAGAGACGUGACUCGGAACAGUGGAUGCAUCACCGUAUGUUACCGCCGGAACUCAGAGAAUGCGUUCGCCGAUAUGAUCAGUACAAGUGGUUGGAGACUAGAGGAGUGGACGAAGAAGGUUUGGUUCAGAGCCUUCCGAAGGAUCUUCGGCGGGAUAUCAAGCGCCAUCUUUGUAUGACCUUGGUUAGGAGGGUCCCUCUGUUUGAGAAUUUGGACGAGCGUUUGCUCGAUGCAGUUUGCGAACGACUCAAACCUAGUCUGUACACAGAGAACACAUACAUUCUGAGAGAAGGCGACCCCGUCGACGAAAUGUUUUUUAUCAUUCGCGGCCGCUUGGAGAGCAUAACCACUGACGGAGGAAGAAGCGGGUUCUUCAACCGGACUCUCCUGCAAGAGCGUGAUUUCUGCGGCGAGGAGCUCUUGACCUGGGCAUUGGAUCCAAAGGCCGGUUGCAACCUACCCACUUCCACGAGGACAGUGAAGGCGCUGAGCGAAGUCGAAGCGUUCGCACUGAACGAUGAUGAGCUCAAGUUCGUGGCAAGCCAGUUCAGGCGCCUCCACAGCCGGCAGGUUCAGCACACGUUUCGGUUCUACUCACAGCAAUGGAGGACAUGGGCGGCUUGCUUCAUUCAAGCCGCGUGGAGGCGCUACGUCAAGAGGAAGAUGGCCGAGCUGCUACAAAAGGAGGAGGAAGAAAGGCGCAGAAAUAACUUGGCCAAAGGCACGACCAGCCUCGGUGCAGCCAUCUACGCAUCGAGAUUUGUUGCCAAUGCGAUGCGAGGCGUCCAUCGGCUCCGGAACCGGAGAGCGAUCGGAUUGGUGAGGUUGCAAAAACCGCCGGAGCCUGAUUUCACGGCAGAGGAUGCUGAUUGAAUCAAACUCCCUGGUGGGGGAAGUGUG